AGCCACACCCUGCAAUUAGCUGCUAGCUUAGCUGCCAAGGGCGAGUUUUUCUCUGUCGGCUCGUGUUUGUUUCUUGUUCCUGGUUAUAUCCCUAGCUUUAAAAGACAUGGCCACAGGAGGAGAUUCUAGCAUUGUAACAACUCAGCCAAAGUCUCGCCGAAGGGAAAUCGAGGAAUUUGUUCGUGACCUUGACCCGCUACAGGUCGCAGAUUGGUCUGAAGCUGAUGUUGUUGAGCGAUUCCUCAAACCCGUUGGAAUGGAGUUCAUGGCCAAAGCUUUUAUGGAGAACAAGAUCAGUGGGCCAGUAUUAAUAGCACUGUCUGAAGACCACAUGAAAGAGAUGGGCUGUGCUGUACUUGGUGAUAGGAUACUCUUCAUGGAAUACUUGCAACUCCUUAAAAAGCAUAAGCGUGAUGCCGAUCGCAGCCGGGCAUUGUGGAGUGGUACCACUCCUGUCUUGAAAUGUGCUUAUAGUCGAAACUGUGGAGAAUUCAUGUUCCACUUGUGUUGCCCCUGCUGUGUGCCUACCACUGAAUGGCGUAUAACUGGACAAGGUAUUCGCUGGAGGAGAAACAGGGCAGCCAUUAACUGCUGUGGAGAUGUUGAAACUCAGUUUAUUGACUAUCGUUUCUUGAAAGAUCUUGAGCUCCGAAAGGAGCCGAAAUGUUGCUGUUUCUGCGUUGGUAAAGAGCUUCUCAUUUAUGCUGAUGACAAAGAUGCUACUGCUGUCAGGCAGUCCAAAUCAACUGGUGGUCCUGAAGUUGAUGCUGAGCCUGUCUCAAUCUUGCAUCCUGAAGUUGAGAAGGCAGAGUCACUCAUACGUAAUGCUUGGGCAGACUCUAAACUGGUUGCUGAUUAAAGAUAUAGCUGCUCCUGGUAUUUAUGCAAUCUAAUGUAAGCCGUAAAGAACUCACCAAAUUAAAUUAAAAGGAGUAUUAGUGCUUCGUUGAUUAAUUAUAUAUUAGGACUUGCACCUUUUUUAUCGUUUCCAAGCAAUAACAAUAAUAAUUUUAUUAUUGUACUUAUUAGUUUUGUAAUUUUCAUCUUGUUGAAAAUGAAUAUGUUUAAAUAAUAAA
Molecule: messenger RNA, 1076 nt
Organism: Amphimedon queenslandica
Lineage: Eukaryota; Metazoa; Porifera; Demospongiae; Haplosclerida; Niphatidae
Exons: 7
Coding region: 107-859 (250 amino acids)
Molecular function (GO): protein binding
Source: RefSeq, a predicted model, not a curated record